Endocarpon pusillum Z07020 is the source of this 882-nucleotide messenger RNA. RefSeq lists its product as uncharacterized. The coding region runs from base 1 to 882 and encodes 293 amino acids. The transcript has 4 exons. Gene Ontology annotation, molecular function: oxidoreductase activity. NCBI's taxonomy places the organism in Eukaryota, Fungi, Ascomycota, Eurotiomycetes, Verrucariales, Verrucariaceae. The record is from RefSeq and is a predicted model, not a curated record.
AUGGCUCUCACUGCCGGCGACGUAGAAGCAGAUAUACAUUACCUAUCGCGUAGCGAUAUCUACAAAUCCGUCAAACCAUAUACACUUCGGUACAAGCCUCCAGGAUUAUUACCUAUCUCUAAUGUAAUCCGCGAGAAGGAAUGUACGAUUAUUCGCAAUAUGCGGCACCACUGGGAUGCUCUGAAAUACGAUAGUUGUGGUUUUCAGGUCGUCGAGCUAGACACACAGAUGACUUUUGAUGACUUUUCGGAUGUCGAUAAAAUUGAUCGAGUCCAUCGUCCAGAAAUUGAAAAGUGUGUAAAGCGAACAAUGCAGGCGUCGUCUGUGCAAGUCCUUGAUUACGUGAUACGGAGGCGUCAUGUAUCCUUUCCCAUUGCAACUGGAGAGCCGUACGAGUGGCAGCAGCCUGCCUCACGAGCGCACAUCGACUUCACGUUCAACGCUGGCGUCAGCACGAUACGUAAUGCUUUCAAUGAGAAGGCUGAUGCGAUAUUGGCAGCUCGCUGGCAAUUCGUGAACAUAUGGCAUCCUCUGAAGGGGCCUCUGGUGGACUGGCCUCUUGCCUUCUGUGAUGCAGCUUCGGUGGACUUCGACAACGACACAAUGGCUGGAGAUGUGGUUGAAAGGACGAAAGCUUUCGAGAACACUCAAGUACACUUCAACCCACAGCAGAAGUGGUACUACUUGAAGGACCAGCUUCCAUCUGAACUCUUGAUGUUCAAGAAUGCCGACAGCGAGUCAACGUCUGGUGCAACUACAGGUAGGCUUGUCUGUGGAAACCAGAAAAGCCGCAGAUUCUUGCUCAUUGACAUUAGGAGUUCCUCACGCCUCAUUCUGCAAUCCACUGGCUUCACAAACCGAGACGCCACGCGAAAGCAUUGA